AUGAAGACCCCUCGACAGGGAGAAAAGCCGGCCAGACCUGCCGGCCAGACGCCGGGCAGCGAACUCAUCUGUUACAGCAUGUCCCUCCUGGCCUCUCACACAGUCUUCAUCUCCCAACAAAGGCCUUUAUCGGAGGAAGCAGAGGUGGUUGCCAUCCGUCUAGAGAACUCCCUUUUAUCGGAGUGCGAAGGCAGUUGCGAAAACGGAAGUUGUUACUCCUCGCCACCACGCCUCGAGGCACUUAGCACGGUUGCCUCCCCACAGUCUCCCCUGCCUUCGGCACCCACGACAACUGCGGUGACCCCGACGGCCGGGGUCCCUCGACCCCUCGAGGUUGAUAAGACACCGACGCAGGAGAGCACUGUGUCCGCGUCCAGCACUCCGUCUGCGCCUGCAGAA
Dibothriocephalus latus is the source of this 399-nucleotide messenger RNA. Lineage: Eukaryota; Metazoa; Platyhelminthes; Cestoda; Diphyllobothriidea; Diphyllobothriidae. The record is from the annotation of a GenBank genome assembly.